Filobasidium floriforme is the source of this 3047-nucleotide messenger RNA. RefSeq lists its product as uncharacterized. Gene Ontology annotation, molecular function: acetylglutamate kinase activity; arginine binding; L-glutamate N-acetyltransferase activity, acting on acetyl-CoA as donor. Gene Ontology annotation, cellular component: cytoplasm; mitochondrion; mitochondrial matrix. The record is from RefSeq and is a predicted model, not a curated record. Gene Ontology annotation, biological process: L-arginine biosynthetic process. The transcript has 7 exons. Bases 112 to 2892 code for a protein of 926 amino acids. NCBI's taxonomy places the organism in Eukaryota, Fungi, Basidiomycota, Tremellomycetes, Filobasidiales, Filobasidiaceae.
CAGGCAGCAGCUCAUCAGAUUCAACAAGAGUAGUAGUGGUUACACCUCGCACCUCGUCUAUUCCCACAGACACAUCACACAGACACACCAGCCAGACGUCGACUGCACAUCAUGCUCAGACGUAUCCCCACCUCGGCACUGAAGGCUCCCGGCCGACGAUCACUCGUCUCGCUCACCUCGACCGCCCGACCCACCGUCAACCCGAACUCUACCACCCAACAGAAUGCCUCGACCACCUCGCCGUCAUUGUCGGCCUCGGCGAAGAUGUUCGAGUUUGACGUCAAGUCGGUCGCGGGAGAGAUGAGGAAGCGAGGGUUGACUAGCGCUGCGACCAGGGAUGCUGGUAUGGACAGGGACACCAUCGUCCGUCUCCUCUACUCUCUAGGAUCUCGUCACGAAGUCGAAAGAUACCUCCGAAUCUUCAGCUCGUCUUCUUCCUCCUCUGCAUCCGCUCAGGGAGGAAAGUCGAAUGGCGUCUUGCCCGAGGCCAAGUUUGCCGUCCUGAAGAUCGGCGGUGCCAUCCUCUCCAACGAGUUGGACGACCUCGCCCUCUCGCUCUCCUUCUUGAACAGGCUCGGACUCUACCCUGUCGUCCUGCACGGUGCUGGCCCGCAGUUGAACGAGAUUCUGGAAAAGGAGGGUGUGGUCCCUGAUUACGAGGAUGGAAUUAGGAUCACCGACCCCAAGACCCUGCAGAUCGCCAGGCGCGUCUUUUUGCAAGAAAACCUCAAGCUCACUUCGGCUCUCGAACGUCUCGGAACACGGGCCCGACCGAUCCCUACCGGCGUCUUUGGCGCGACCUACCUGGACAAGGCCAAGUACGGGCUCGUCGGCAAGAUCACCUCGGUCGACAAGGCUCCCAUCGAGGCUGCCAUCAGGGCCGGAUGUCUCCCAAUCUUGACCUCGCUGGCCGAGAACGAGGAGGGUCAGCUGUUGAACGUCAAUGCCGACGUCGCCGCUGGAGAGUUGGCCAGGGUUUUGGAGCCCAUGAAGAUCGUCUACCUGAACGAAAAGGGUGGGCUCUUCCACGGUGUUACCGGUCAAAAGUUGAGCACGAUCAACCUGGACGAGGAGUACGACGGCUUGAUGAAGGAAUCGUGGGUCAAGUACGGGACCAAGCUCAAGCUCAGGGAGAUCAAGGAGCUCUUGGACACCCUCCCCCGAACCUCGUCGGUCGCCAUCAUCGCCACCGACAUGCUCCAAAAGGAACUCUUCACCGACGCCGGUGCGGGUACCUUGAUCCGACGUGGACACAAGCUCUACAAGAAGCCCGCUGAAGAGGCCAUGUCGGCUACCUCGCUCCGACAGGUAUUCGAGGAGCGCGACCCGGACGUCCGAUCGGGCAAGACGAGCGUCGCCGAGAUCUUCAACAAGUUCAAGUCGGGACCCAACACGGUCUAUGGUGACGAGCCUUUCGACUGCGUCGCCGUCGUCUCUCACCCCGAGGGCGAGACCCCGGUCAUGACCAAAUUCUUGCCCUCGCGCAACGGGAUCCUGAACAAGGUCGUCGACAACGUUUUCGACGCGGUCAAGAAGGACCACAAGCGAUUGUUCUGGACGGCCAAGUCGGACGACGAGAACAGGGCUUGGCACUUUGAGCGAGCCGACGGUUCGUUUACCCGAGCGGGAAGGAGCCUGUUCUGGUACGGCGUCCAGGACGUCAAGGAGGUCGAGAACAUUAUUCAAGGGUUCGAGCAGACGGGCAGGAUCGAGAGGGUCUUUUUGCCCGUCGGACCCUCGGUCCCGCCUCACCGUCAACAGACCCGGGCGUACUCUACCUCGGCCACCGCCCGAUCGUUUUUUCAGGUAGGGCUCGGUAAUGCUCGACGCGGUUAUGCCACCGCCGCCGUCUCUACCGAGCCCAAACGGGUCGCCUUGAUCGGCGCUCGCGGAUACACUGGGCAAAACCUCGUCUCCCUCAUCAACUCUCACCCUCACCUCCAACUCUCUCACGUCUCGUCCCGUCAACUCGCCGGGCUUCCUCUCCCGGAAUAUACCAAGGACAAGGUCACGUACUCGAACCUCUCGCCCGAACAGGUGGGCAAGAUGGCCGAGAACAACGAGGUCGACGCCUGGGUCAUGGCACUGCCGAACGGGGUCUGCAAGCCGUUUGUCGAUGCGAUCGAUGCUGCCGUGCCCAAGGGCGGGAGGAGCGUCAUUGUCGACCUGAGCGCCGAUUAUCGGUUCGAAGCGGGUUGGAAUUAUGGGUUGCCUGAAUUGUAUGACCGUUCGGUGACCCGAUCGGCUACCCGAAUCUCCAACCCCGGAUGUUACGCUACCAACACGCAGAUGCUCUUGGCUCCUCUUCUGCCACUGAUCGACGUCAAGAACCCGCCUACCAUCUUCGGAAUCAGCGGGUACUCGGGCGCUGGCACCAAGACCGGCUCCAACGAUGAGCACGGCCGACCGCAAACUGUGCCCAAGAUCACUGGCGAGGACCUCCGAGGAGGUGUCCGACCUUAUGCGCUGACCGACCACAUUCACGAGCGAGAGUCGGGCUACCAGCUCUCCAACCUCAUGUCUUCGACUUCGGAACCUCUAAAACUCUCCUUUGUGCCCAACGUCGCCCCUUGGUUCUCGGGGAUCAUCUCGGUAUUGAACGCUCCCUUGAAGAAAGAGGUACGAGCGGACGAUAUCUGGAAGCUCUACGAGGACAAGUAUGGGAACGAACCUCUGGUCCACAUCACCAAGGGCGUGCCCGACGUCAUGGACGCUGCUGGCAAGCACGGAUGGAGGAUGGGUGGUGUUCAAGUGCACAGCAGCUUGAAGCGAGUGGUCGUCGUCGGUGCCUUGGACAACCUGCUCAAGGGAGCUGCGACUCAGUGCAUGCAAAACUUGAACUUGGCGCUCGGUUACGAAGAAUUGGCGGGUAUCCCGAAAGACUCUCUAUAGAUAGUAGAUCCAUGACGAAUGCCUUGUCAACCGAAACAUUUGAAUUGUGCAGCAUUGGGAAGUUUUAAGACAAGGCAGACGAGGAGUCGAGAUGAAUGAGAGCGAAAGAGGGCACAAUCGAGGUUGAUCACUGUUUAUGGUCUAUUGUUUUGAGG